Caenorhabditis briggsae is the source of this 2628-nucleotide messenger RNA. The record is from RefSeq and is a predicted model, not a curated record. Gene Ontology annotation, biological process: potassium ion transmembrane transport. NCBI's taxonomy places the organism in Eukaryota, Metazoa, Nematoda, Chromadorea, Rhabditida, Rhabditidae. Gene Ontology annotation, molecular function: small conductance calcium-activated potassium channel activity; calmodulin binding. Gene Ontology annotation, cellular component: neuron projection; plasma membrane; neuronal cell body.
AUGUCAGCGUCACCGAUGCUUCAACACAUGUACAGUUUAGACGAGAGCAGUCUGAUGGGUGUAUCCCAUAGUCCAUACCGACAACAACGAAAACGGCGUGCUGGAAUCUCCGGGGCCACGACAAGUGUCCAAAGAGACGGUCCGUUCGCAUGUGCUGGGGGUACUGGGUACAGUAGUGCAGGUUUUUCAAAUGGUCGAGGGUUUCCACCACUGGGAGGAAGAUCUCCACAAUCUUCAUUUGAUUCGAAUCAAGAUGUUGCACAGAUAUCCAUGAAUUGGAUGAGAAUGAACGGACUUGGUCCAUCGCUUCGACCGUUUUUGAAUGGAGGAAAUCACACUCCAAAGAAAACAAUAAUCCAUAAUUCCCAAUCAACUACUCAAAUCUCUCGGCUGGGAUCACUUCGUCGGAUGCAUGCAGCAGAAGCAAGUAUUGAUGGAAAAUUGUCAUUAAGUGGAACACAAGCUGAUGUGACAGCUGUCUGUGCAACAGCCGUUCACUCUUCUUCUUUUUACACGCCCAAGAUUAUUACGUCUAAAUUCAUAAUUCUGUUCGAACUGUCACCCAGUCUCUUUUCCCCACCACCACCAACAACAAGAUCUUCAAGCCCAUCCCCAGCCAUUCCGCUGCGUUCGACUCAUUCAUCAGCGAGUCUUCUAACUCGACCGAUUCAUGAAACAAUGCUGGGAUCUCCAGUAACUGACAAUCCCGAUGAUCCACUAUUAAACGGAGGAAGCUCUUCUGCUCCUAAAUCGAUUCUCAGAGCUCCACGCUUGACUUCUGCUCCCAAACAGUUGUCAUUCGAUGUUCCUGCAAGUCCAACACCUACUGCAAAGAGUUCUUGUGUCUCCACGUCGGGAAGUUAUCACAUGUUCGAAAGACCGAACAGACUGAGAGCAGGGAAAUUCAGUUAUGGAGGAUUAACAAGUAAUCACAAUCAUCACCAGGGUCAUAUAUCUCUCACCUCAAAUGGAACACCAGUCUUUUCUUACAACUGUGGCCCUGGAGGGUCAUGUAAUCCAUCGCCAUGUUCAAUGUCUCCAUUGGGAACUAUCCGACGGGAUCCUUCGAAGUGGAGGCUUUCCGACUUGAAGCAGCGGUCGAAUUCUGAGUCGAUGUUCCGAAAUUUUGAUCCAGAAAUGUUGGCAGAUGGUGGAAGAAGAAUGAGUAUGGCUUAUUUACCAUCACGAGAACAAGCCCUUCUUCGUCGAAUUCUCGGACCUCAAGGACUCUCUUGGAUUUCUCAUGACAGAGAAACCGCAUCGAGAAAAUCAGUUUCGAUUGCUUAUUCAAAUGAUCUAGAAGCCGGAAAAGGAGGAGGAACAGGAGAUGAUUCCACGACUCCAUUGAUGGAUGAGAAAGAUGAGAAUAGUGGCGGUCGUCUGAUUCGUCGUGAGCAUCUUCAUGAGAAACGACGAUCGGUAUCCGAUAAAGCGUUGGCGUUUGCAGUUAUAGGCAUAAUACUUAUGAUCAUCGAAAACGAGCUACGAACUGGACUUCUCAUUCGACCAGGAUCGUUUCUUAGCCAAACUUUGAAGCUUUCGAUUUUAGCAACUACAGCAAUUCUUUUGAGUUUUGUCGGAUAUUUCCAUGUGAUUGAGAUUCAGCUCUUCAUGAAUGCUAAUGCCGCAGAAGAUUGGAUGGUUGCACUAUCAUUCCGAAGAAUCUAUCAAAUAUGUCUGGAAUUAUUCAUCUGCAUGUUGUGUCCCAUUCCCAUUGAGUUCAUUGGCCCAUUUGUCGGUGAAAAAGUUCAAGAUCGAAGCCUUUAUGCGGUCAAUGUUCUUCUCUCCAUCAUGAUGUUCUUCCGAUUGUAUUGGCUCUGUCGAGUCAUGCUUCUCCAUUCAAGGCUCUUCACUGAUGCCAGCAGUCGUAGUAUCGCUGGUCUUAAUCGCGUCAACUUCAAUGCUCGGUUCAUUCUGAAGACCCUAAUGACAAUGUGUCCAGGAACAAUGCUUAUGAUUUUCACUGCUUUUCUCUGGAUGGUUGCCGGAUGGAUUCUUCGUCUGUGUGAAAGAGAUUCGUUGGAAAAAGUGGAUCCUCUAAAAGAGUUCAACUAUAUCAAUUCAAUUUGGCUCGUAGCAAUCACUUUCCUGUCUGUUGGAUACGGAGAUAUCGUUCCGAAAACCUAUUGUGGAAGAAGUAUGGCAGUGGUAACUGGAAUUCUGGGUACUUGUGCCUCUUCGAUGGUUGUGGCUGUGAUUGCAAGGAAAUUGGAACUGACCAGAGCUGAGAAGCAUGUUCAUAACUUCAUGCAGGACACUCAACUUACCAGACAACUGAAACACUCUGCUGCAAAUGUGCUCCGAGAGACUUGGUUCAUCUAUAAAUACAGAAAGCUGAUCGAGAAACCAGAUCAUUCUAAAAUUCGAAAGCACACACGGAAAUUCCUUCUUGCUAUCUAUGAAAUGCGUCGCGUUCGCAGAGAUCAGAGAAAGCUAGCUGAGAAUCUGGUGUCUCUUGGUGAUGUGGCGAAGACAUCGUCAAAUACAUAUGAGUUGGUUCAUGAUGUUCAUUCAACACAGGAGGGUCUUUCCCUUCGUAUAACUGCAAUUGAGCAUCAAUUGAGUGACAUCUCAAGAGAGUUAUCUUCUCUUGCAGAACUGCUCAGAGGUAGCGUGCUCGUCACGUCG